AUUGGUAGCUGCUUAUCAGGUCUUUUCGUGCUGCAGAAAAGGAAGUAAGGUCGUUUGUGGGACGGUUAAAAUAAUGCAAUCGAACGUUUUAAGCCGCCUCUCCUCUACAUUAAAACCAACAUGUAUGCAACAUUGCAAAAGGAUGGCACCAUCCCUGUCAGCUCUGCAGAACAGGUUAUAUUCAAGUGGUCAAGAAGCAGAUGUUGUUGUCAUUGGCUCAGGUCCUGGUGGUUAUGUUGCUGCCAUUAAAGCAGCACAGCUUGGAUUGAAUACUGUAUGUAUUGAAAAGGAGGCUACACUUGGUGGUACCUGCCUUAAUGUUGGCUGUAUACCUUCUAAAGCAUUAUUAAACAAUUCACAUUAUUAUCACAUGGCCCAUUCUGAUGAUUUCAAGAAUAGAGGAAUUGAAGUUCCUCAGGUAUCUUUGAAUCUGGAGAAGUUCAUGGGUGCCAAAUUAGCAGCAGUUAAAGCACUGACUGGUGGCAUUGUGCAUUUGUUUAAGCAAAAUAAGGUUACUCUUGUGAAAGGCCAUGGAAAGAUAACAGGAACCAAUGAAGUUACAGCCUUAAAAAAGGAUGGAUCAAGUGAGGUGGUUAAAACUAAAAAUAUAGUAAUUGCAACUGGGUCAGAAGUUACACCUUUCCGAGGGAUAGAGAUUGAUGAGAAGACCAUAGUAUCAUCGACUGGUGCGCUUUCCUUGUCUGCUGUACCCAAGAAACUUGUUGUUAUUGGAGCUGGUGUUAUAGGCCUUGAAUUGGGUUCAGUAUGGGGCCGUUUGGGAGCAGAAGUGACAGCAGUUGAAUUUCUGAAUUCUAUUGGUGGAAUCGGUAUUGAUGGAGAAGUGUCCAAGACUUUUCAGCGAGUUCUAGGGAAGCAAGGGAUGAAAUUCAAGCUGGGUCAUAAGGUGACAGGUGCCCGCCAAGAAGGGAGCAGCAUCAAAGUUAGCGUAGAAAAUGCUAAGGACCCCUCAAAUAAAGAGGAGCUGGAUUGUGAUGUGUUGCUGGUAUGUGUGGGUCGACGACCAUACACUGUAAACCUUGGACUUGAAGAACUGGGUAUCGAACGUGAUGAAAAAGGUCGCAUUCCUGUAAAUUCUCGAUUCCAAACAGUAAUUCCCAAUAUCUAUGCUAUUGGAGACUGUAUUCAUGGACCAAUGUUGGCCCACAAAGCAGAAGAUGAGGGAAUUGUUUGUAUGGAAGGUAUUGCUGGGGGCCCAGUUCACAUCGACUAUAACUGUGUUCCGUCAGUUAUCUACACACAUCCUGAAGUUGCCUGGGUUGGACGCACAGAGGAAGAUCUGAAGAACGAUGGUGUUGAAUACAAAGUCGGCAAAUUUCCGUUUGCUGCAAACAGCAGAGCGAAGACCAACAAUGAUACUGAUGGAUUUGUGAAAGUCCUUGGUGAUAAAGUGACGGACAGGCUACUGGGAGCACACAUCAUUGGACCUUCGGCUGGUGAACUGAUAGCUGAAGCAGUGUUAGCCAUGGAGUAUGGUGCAUCAUGUGAAGAUAUUGCAAGGACCUGCCAUGCACAUCCUACAUGUUCAGAAGCUUUCAGAGAAGCAAACGUUGCAUCAGCCUUUGGAAAACCAAUUAAUUUUUAGGCUGAUGUAAAAUUUGAUAAGACUUUUAACUGCAGCACUUUCCAUUGGUUGAUUUUACUACCCUAUUUAUUCAAAGGGAUGUUAUGGUCAUUUUGUCUCAUGGAGAGACAGUUGUGGCUCAUGCAUCUCUUGAAGUAGUGGGUUUCAGUUGGGAUGGAUUUGUACAUUUAUCAGUCGUGUUGAAUUGAAGAUAUUCACAGUUUGAACAUGUAUUACAGCGGUCAUUGAUUUCUGGUGUCAGAAUAACAAACGUGAAGUCUGUAUAUUUUAAACACUUUGGAAAUAUGUUCUUCAGACAUAAAAAUUAAUUUAGACCCAGUAGAUUUACAAAGAUAUCUUGUAAGAAUUUAAGGGUCCAGUAAAAAAAUUGCAGAAGUAUGUGGUUCCACUUUAACAAACUUAUACAACACAACAAAGCAUGUUUGUUCAUUCUUAAAACAUGGCAUGGUUCCAUUUUCACUGUAACAGUAUAAAAUUAUUUGAGUCACACCAUUCAUUUGCCAGCAAAUUAAGGAAUAUUUUUAUGUAUGAAAUAGUUGAUAACUAAACUGGACAAAACUGGAGCCACCCCAUUUUUGCACCACACCCUUACUUUAUACAUUGAAAAUAAAUUAUAUAUGAAAUUUGUAUUGGAAAUGUGAAUUUUCAUGCUCAGAGUUGGUGACAGUGAAGACCAAAGCUAAGGACCAAAGUACUUGGGGCUAUGAGAAAUAAUUUUGGGGGAAAGAAGUGUUGUACAGCAUUAUACUUAUUUCCUGUCUCUGUAAAUAGAUAACAAAUUUUGUGAAAA
Zootermopsis nevadensis is the source of this 2393-nucleotide messenger RNA. RefSeq names its product dihydrolipoyl dehydrogenase, mitochondrial. Gene Ontology annotation, biological process: 2-oxoglutarate metabolic process; pyruvate metabolic process. Gene Ontology annotation, cellular component: oxoglutarate dehydrogenase complex; mitochondrion. NCBI's taxonomy places the organism in Eukaryota, Metazoa, Arthropoda, Insecta, Blattodea, Termopsidae. Gene Ontology annotation, molecular function: dihydrolipoyl dehydrogenase (NADH) activity; flavin adenine dinucleotide binding. The record is from RefSeq and is a predicted model, not a curated record.